AUGGAGAAGAAUUUCCCGUACGACCGACAGCAAACUCAUUCUCUCCAGGCACCGCCCUGCUAUGACAACACCCAGGUCUAUCCUAAUUUUAAUCAGCCCCAGCCGAUUUUGCAACAACCUCAGAUAAUGCAGGCACCUCCCAAUGUGUUGGGUGGUGUACCAUCAAUGGCCACGUGUCCAAGCUGCGGAGUCUGGAGGCAAACGAAGGUCGAGUUCGAGCCAAGUACCAAAACCCAUUUGCUGGCCCUCCUUAUCUGCAUGCUGGGGGGCAUUGGCUGCUGCUGCAUUCCCUACUGCACCGAGUCCUGUCAGUCGGCCAAACACACCUGCAGUAGCUGUGGAGCCUAUGUGGGCACAUACAAGAACUAGAAUUCCCACC
Messenger RNA from Drosophila suzukii, 379 nucleotides. NCBI's taxonomy places the organism in Eukaryota, Metazoa, Arthropoda, Insecta, Diptera, Drosophilidae. The record is from RefSeq and is a predicted model, not a curated record.